AGUGUGCUCUCCAGCGGCUCGAGUGAAAGCGAGGACAGUCGGACCAUGGACACGCUGGGAGUUUUCUUUAUUGACCACGCGGAUGUGCUGUCUUCAACUCUGAUGUGGUGAUGAAAUGGUCGUGUUCCGAAAUGUGGAUUAAAAGACAUUGAGUGUCUUCAUUUGGAUUAAGGCGUUGGUCAUAGGCUACGUGAUUACCCCGUUUUUAACAAGCAUUUCACGCGCUGCUUAUUUUUAUGCAUUUUUUUCUGACGAGUGGAUUUUACAUUCCGGGGUGAUCGGCAACGUUUCAAGACAUAUAGCCUAGGCAACAUAUUGUGAAUUUCUAAGGCCACAGAAUCCAAACUAGUUGCGAAGGAUGAAUUCCAUACGACAGGUGCCCUCGCGGGUGAAAAGCAAAAGGACGGAAACUAAUUUGGGAGCGGAAAGAGAGCACUUUGAAAGACAGCAGCUCAGCAGCAUCAGCAAAGCCAUCACCUCCACAGAGACGCCGGUGAAGGAGAAACAUGCCCGCAGGAUCAUCCUGGGGACGCACAGGGAGAAGGGGGCCUUCACCUUCUGGUCCUACGCUCUGGGCCUCCCCCUGCACUCCAGCGCCAUCCUCAGCUGGAAGUUCUGCCACGUGCUCCACAAAGUGUUACGGGACGGACACCAGAACAGUUUACAAGACUGCAUGAGGCAUCACAGCAGUAUUGUGGAAGUUGGAGUGAUGUGGGGAAACAUGAGGGACCGCCAUGGUUACGGUCAACUGGUCACCAUCUACUCCAAGCUCCUGAUCACCAAGAUGGAGUUCCACACCAAGCACGCUGACAUCCGCACCAACCUGGAGGCCACAGAUGAGGUUUUUGAGCGCGCAGCAGGAACUGACAUCAACAACGUGUUCCAGAUGACGGUGGAGGUGUUUGACUACAUGGAUGCAGAGCUGAGGGUAGCAGAAUCAGUACUGCGGCAGCUGAACACCUCCAUUGCCAUCUCCACGAUGACGUCGGGUCAGUGCCGGCUGGCUCCGCUCAUCCAGGUGAUCCAGGACUGCAGCCAUCUGUACCACUACUCCGUCAAGCUGCUCUUCAAGCUCCACGCCUGUUUGCCAGCAGAUACUCUGCAAGGCCACAGAGACCGCUUCCUGGACCAGUUUCACAGCCUAAAGACUUUCUUCAAUAAGGCCAGAGACAUGCUCUUCUUCAAGAGGCUCAUCCAGAUUCCUCGUCUGCCUGAUUCCCCUCCUAACUUCCUGCGUGCGUCGGCUCUGGCGGAGCAUGUGAAGCCCAUGGUGGUGAUCCCCGACGAGGAAGAGCCCGAGGAGGCCGAGGAAGACGAGCCAGAGCCCCUGAUCGACGUCAGCGAGGCUCCCCCCACCAGCAUGGCAGCACAGCCACAGGUGGACAUAUUUGACCAGGCGUUUGGGCCCCCCAAUAACGGCUUUGAUGACAGGGACCUUCAGAUUGAAAGCCUGAAACGGGAGAUUGAGCUGCUACGAGCAGAGCUGGAGAGGAUCAAAGGCGAGGCCCAGCGUUACAUCACGCAGCUCAAGUCUCAGAUCAACAGUCUGGAGGCGGAGCUGGAGGAGCAGCGUGUGCAGAAACAGCGCGCCCUGCUGGAGAACGAGCAGCUGCGCAUGGAGCUGGAGGCCACGCGCCGCCGCAACGCAGAGCACGAGAGCCAGCAGAGUCUCUUCGACGAGGCCGACAAGAAGUCCCAGGCCACUGAGCAGCGCUACAACAAGCUGAAGGAGAAGCACGCUGAGCUGGUGUCCCAUCAUGCAGAACUCCUCAGGAAGAGUGCUGAUACAGUGAAGAUGCUGUCAGCCACUCAGCAGACUCAGGAGGAAGUGGAGAGGACCAAACAGCAGCUGGCUUUUGAAGUGGAGCGUGUGCGUCAGGAGGCCGAGAUGAAGAUGGAGGAGCAGAAGUUUGAGAUGGAGAAACUCCGCAGGGAGAUGGAGGAAAAGAAUGCAGAGAUGGCGCGAAUCAAGAGCACAAUGGAGGCUAAUACCAAGACGGAUCAGGAGCGCAGCAGCUCGUUGGUGGCGCUGCAGGCGGAGAAGGAGCGCUUGAUGCGCAGCGUGAGCGAGAAGGAGGCGGAGCUGUCGUCGGUCCGGCAGGCGCACCAGCAGAAGGAGAGCUCCCUGCAGCAGGACCGCGAGCGCAGCACACGAGAGAUGGACCAGCUGCACAGCAAACUCAAGGAGAAGUCGAGUCGAGAGGAGCAGCUGCAGCAGAAGCUGUUGGAGGAGCAGUUUGCCCUGCUGCAGGGCACUGUGACUGAGGCUGAGAACAUCAUCCAGGACGCCCUGGCCAAGCUGGACGACCCCCUGCACAUCCGCUGCACCAGCUCACCAGACUACCUGGUCAGUCGGGCUGAGGCCACCCUGGGCUCCAUUGAUAAGGUCAAGACUGGACAUGCGGACUACCUGAAGAACAUGAGCGAUGCCGGAGGCCUGCUGAGAGCUCUGACUCAGUUCUCCCACCUGACGGCCGACACCAUCAUCAAUGGCAGCGCCACUGCCCACAUGGCACCCACUGACCAUGCCGACCGUCUGACUGAGAACUGUAGGGGUUGUGCAAACAAGAGUCUGGAGUUCCUGAGGGAUUUGAAGUCUAAAGCAUCACUGAGAUCUGCUGAUCCUGCCGCCAUACGCGCAGCAGUGCAGAAGAUCCUAAUGCUGGGACAGGAGCUGAGGCCCAAAGGAGCUGACGUGGGGAAAGAUGAGCUGGGUGAUUUGGUUGAUAAGGAGAUGGCUUCCACGUCUGCUGCUAUUGAGGAGGCUGUUCGUCGAAUUGAUGAAAUGAUGAAUCAAGCCAGGAAGGACACUCAGGGGGUCAAACUAGAGGUCAACGAGAGGAUCCUGUUCAGCUGUACUGACCUCAUGAAGGCGAUCCGUGCGCUGAUCAUCUCCUCCACUGACCUGCAGAAGGAGAUUGUGGAGGGAUCACGGGGUGCUGCUACCAUUAAAGAGUUCUACGCCCGCAACUCACGCUGGACUGAAGGACUCAUCUCAGCCGCCAAGGCUGUGGGCUGGGGUGCCACUCAGAUGGUGGACUCUGCGGAUAAGGUGGUGCUGCACACGGGCAAGUACGAGGAGCUGAUCGUGUGCUCGCACGAGAUCGCCGCCAGCACCGCACAGCUGGUGGCCGCCUCCAAGGUGAAAGCGGACCGCAACAGUACGAAGCUGAGCACUCUGCAGCAGGCCAGCAGGCGCGUGAAUGAGAUGGCUGCCAAUGUAGUGGCCUCCACCAAAACAGGCCAGGGGCAGGUGGAGGAGAAAGCCCCUCCUGCCUCGCCCGCUCACACCACCACUAAAGCGCAGUAA
Molecule: messenger RNA, 3310 nt
Organism: Sardina pilchardus (European sardine)
Lineage: Eukaryota; Metazoa; Chordata; Actinopteri; Clupeiformes; Clupeidae
Product: huntingtin-interacting protein 1-related protein-like
Exons: 30
Coding region: 359-3310 (983 amino acids)
Biological process (GO): endocytosis; actin filament organization; clathrin coat assembly
Cellular component (GO): actin cortical patch; clathrin-coated vesicle
Molecular function (GO): actin filament binding; phosphatidylinositol-3,4-bisphosphate binding; clathrin light chain binding
Source: RefSeq, a predicted model, not a curated record